Molecule: messenger RNA, 1416 nt
Organism: Aspergillus aculeatus ATCC 16872
Lineage: Eukaryota; Fungi; Ascomycota; Eurotiomycetes; Eurotiales; Aspergillaceae
Exons: 1
Coding region: 1-1416 (471 amino acids)
Source: RefSeq, a predicted model, not a curated record
AUGUCCUCCAUCUACGGCACUUACAAAGGAUGGUAUCUCCCGGGAUUCGAAUCGGACGAGUCUUUGGAGCACAAAAAGAUCGAGCAGCAGAUGGACGAAACGGAAACAUCUGCUUCGAACGAAGAAGCCUGCGCAUUCAAGUACACCGGGCAGACGGUGAACAAAGCGUUCGUUGGGAAGGUGACGCAGCUUCUGGUGGGCAAUGGAAUCCCCAACUUUCUCUUCGGUGACAUGAUGCUCCGUUUCUUUGGAUGUGAGACUGACGUGCUCAGCAUCAAUCUCUCGAUUCCGGAUGAGCUCCUGGACGAGGCGGCCCGAGUCUUGCGCCAGGCAGGCUUUUAUGACGGUCCCAUCGAGCCCUUUGAUGUCGAGGAAACCCAGUGUUUCCUAGAUUCCCGAUCGCACCGAUUGCACGGGGAGCAGCGACCUUCCCUCGCCUGGGGGUGCCGAUACUUCGACGACCACGAGUACUACCGACACUCGGGAGCUUGGUGGCUGCCUACACAUGUGUUCCAUCUCAGCCGCACACCCGGCCGGCUAGGUCACGUUGAUCUCAACCUCUUCAUGCACUCGCGCUACUUUUGGGACCUGCCGGUUCCUAUCCUGGCGCCUGCCGAGGAUGACCAAAACUCCUACGUUCUGUCAACCGACCGCCGCCUUCCAAGACCGGUUUGCUUCGGCCCCAGUCGCCAUGCGGUCAAGAUGAUUUCGCCCGCUCGUCUAGUCGAAGCCCUGAUUCUCCUUACCUACCGCGAUCUACAUCUACCGCGUCAACGCUGGCUCUGCGAUUGGCACAACGAUCUUUUCGUGAUCUUCAAGAUGGUCAGUGGAUGGAAAUGGCCUGAGGAGGACCCUAGCCAUACUGGGUAUCUCGAAUUCACCAGGGCCGAUACCCACGUAAGACCCAUUCGCUUGGAUGGCCGGCGCCUGCACAGGCGAAGCGAGGUGACGGGUCUGGAUCCGAGAUGGCUUCGACUGGCAGCCUUUCAGUCACCGUUUCAACAAUACUUCGAAUCGCUGUUCGAGACGGCGCAACUGCCACCUAGUUCCUUCCUACGCACGCCGCCACCCAUGCCCACACCAAGCGAAGAAGAGAAAGAAAUAGCGGAAUGGGAGAAGAGAAUGGAGGAGGCGCAACCCCAACCCAUCCUCCCUGAUGAGGCAUGCGAUGAACCGACGGAAGCAGAAUGGGAAGAAGAGGAGAAGAGCAUGCGGGCACGGCGCCUGAGGUCUGACGGCGUCAUGGUGGGGCCUCUAUUGGAGUCUCGCGACAGCAAGGCCAUGGACGACUUUGCUCAGCGCCUGGCAGGGGCGUGGCUCUUGCCCGAGAGUCCUUUCGAUGCAUUCAAUCCCAAGAUCAAGCGCCUCGAACCUGAUGUGCCAACCACCUGGCCUUUGCGGGAUGGCUUUCGGUAA